AUGGAUAACAAUGGCGGAAAAGAAAUCAACAACAAUAUGUAUCCAUCUGACUUCAUGUUAGAACUAGGAGACAUGAACAACCAUGAUUGGGACUUUGUGUUCCCAAACCAACUCGAAAACAAUCUCCCCUUUUCAACUAUGUUUGGCAAUAAUCAUGCUUUAGAAUUCGAUCAAUCAAACAUGUUUCAAACCAACAUGUUUCAAACCAACGUGUUCCAAACCACAGCUGGACCCUCAAGUUUACAACCAUUACAAAACGUCCCUUCAGCAGAACCAAAUUCUUCGUUUCAGUUAAGGGAAGUUUUGGCUGUUCCUGAUGAGCUGAAGGAAGUAAAAGCCAUCGAAAUCGGUUCUGCUUCUGCUUCUGCUUCUGGUUCUGCUUCUGGUUCGGGACGGAAGAGAAAGAGAGGUGAUCCGGCAAGAAAUUUAUUGGCAGAAAGGAGACGCCGAGAGAAGUUGAAUGAGAGAUUACUUGCCCUCCGGUCUUUGGUACCGAAUAUAACAAAGAUGGACCGAGCGUCUAUUCUUGGAGAUGCGAUCGCGUAUCUGAAAGAUCUUUCUGAGAAAAUUAAUAAACUUGAGCUCGAGCUUAACCCGGGUCGUACAACCUCUUUGAUGCCUCCAGCCGCCGCCCCUACUACCGCUGCUGGUCCUUCAAACAUUGGAGGACAGGGCCCUACUAAAGAGAGAGGGGGGGGGGAGUAUGUGACACAAACCCUAACGUUCAAAACUAGGGGCUAUGACGCAAGCUGUAACCUAAAAACGCGAUCGAGGUGA
Helianthus annuus (common sunflower) is the source of this 777-nucleotide messenger RNA. RefSeq names its product transcription factor SCREAM2. Gene Ontology annotation, molecular function: DNA-binding transcription factor activity; protein dimerization activity; sequence-specific DNA binding. Gene Ontology annotation, cellular component: nucleus. The coding region runs from base 1 to 777 and encodes 258 amino acids. The transcript is spliced from 4 exons. The record is from RefSeq and is a predicted model, not a curated record. Gene Ontology annotation, biological process: regulation of DNA-templated transcription. Lineage: Eukaryota; Viridiplantae; Streptophyta; Magnoliopsida; Asterales; Asteraceae.